This is a messenger RNA of Prorocentrum cordatum, 2176 nucleotides long. The record is from the annotation of a GenBank genome assembly. Lineage: Eukaryota; Dinophyceae; Prorocentrales; Prorocentraceae.
AAGGGCGUGGGCCCCGACUGCAUCGCCGGCGAUGUGCUGCGUGCUGGCGGCGGCGCCGUCGCGGCCGAGUACGGCGAGCUGAACAUGGCUGUCGCCGCCUCGGGCCAGUGGCCGCUCGAGUGGCAAGGCGGCGACAUCGUCAGUGCCUGGAAGCGGAAGGGCGACAUCCGCUCGUGCGACGCGUCUCGGGGGCUGCUGCUCAGCGACCACGCUGCCAAGGGCCUGGCUGGCAUGGUCAAGCAGUCCGUCGAGCCCGCCUACGAGCAGAACGUGCCGCAGGACCAGUACGGCGCCGUGCGGCGCCGAGGCGCCGACUUCGCCACGCACAUCGUGGUCACCGUCGCCGCCUUGGCGAAGGCCAUGAACUGGUCCAUCUUCAUCCUGUUCCUGGACCUCGUGAAGGCCUUCGAUCGCGUCGUCCGCCAGCUGGUCGUGGGAUGGGGCGAGGUGCCUGCUGGCGAGAGGCUCGCCUACCUCCGGUCACUCGGCGUUGCCGAGUCUGCAGCUGCUUGGAUCAUCGAGUAUUUGGAAGAGCGUGGGCCGUUGCUGGAGCAGUGGCAGGUCCCGAAGACCUCUGCCAUGCUCCUCCGCACCCUCCACGAGGGCGCCUGGUUCCGCGUGUCGGGCGGAGGGCGGCGCUUCGAAUCCAGGACGGGCGGGCGACAGGGAUGCAAGGUCGGCUCCCUCAUCUUCAACGCCGCGUACUCCGUUCCCCUCGACAUCCUCCAGUGGCGGCUCAAGCAGGCGGGCAUUACCCUGAAGCUCCGCGUGCCAAGCGGGGCGUGCUGGCUGCCACCCGACGGCGCCAACGACGAUUUUCAGCACGUGCUCGACGUCACCUUCGUCGAUGACGAGUGCGUCGUGCUGACCGCACCUUCUGCGCAGACCCUCCGAGCCGCCAUGGACAUCCUGAUGGAGACGCUGCUGGGUGUCUUCGACAAGUGUCACCUGCAGCUGAGCUGGGAAGCCGGCGAGUCGGAGGCCGUGGUGAAGUUCCGGGGCCAUGGCGCGGUCGCUGCCCGCGAAGUCUUCCGCCCCCCCGACGGCCAGUUGGGGAGGCCGCUCGCAAAGUUCGGACACCAGGUCGUCUUCCGCUUCGUUCGCGAGUACAAGCACCUUGGCUCGUACAUCGAUCACGAGGGCAUGGCGGCCACCAACAUAUCCGCCCACGCCCGCAACGCCCUGGCUGCGUACGCUCCUCUGGCGUGCAAGUUCUUCGGCUCGAGUUUGGUGGACCAGACGUAUCGCCUGCUGUUCUUCCGGACGCUCGUGGUGUCGAGGUUGCUGCACAACAUGAGCAUUUUCGUGCUCUCCCCUCGAGCUGUUCGGAAGCUGAGUGGAGUGUGGAUGCGAGGCCUGCGUCGCAUCGCCGACCAGAUGCGUUUCUCGAGCGAUGUGAAGGCAUAUGGUCUCAGCGUCCGCCUCUCCCUCGCCAUACCGUCGAUUGACUGCCUGUUGACCGUAGCUCGACUGCCAUACCUUGGCCGCGUUGAGCGAGAGCGCCCCCGUUCCUUAAUCGCUGCUUUGCACGCUCGCCCGCGCGGCCAGCCUACGCCAUGGGUGGCGGCCGUGCGGCGCGACGUCACCAUGCUCCAGACCUUCGGUUUUUCCCCGACCUCCCUGACCUCGACGCUGGGGCGGAGGAGUGGGGCGCCAGGAUGGCCCACAAGCCGGCGUGGGAACGAGAAGUAGGCCAAGUUUUUUUUCUGGAGUCGUCGUGCGACCGCGUCCCCGCCUCCGCUGAAGGAGCGGCGUCUCGAGCUCUGUCCUUUCACUGUCCGUCUUGCCCGUGCGCCUUUGCCUCGCAGAGAGCACUGGACUCGCAAGCGCGCGCGAAACACGGCAUCCGAUCUCCCUACACGGAGCGGGUGCGAUCGUCUGCCUGCCCGUGUUGCUGCAUCGAUUUUCGCACAAGAGUGCGGCUGCUCAACCACCUCGGCGACAAACGUCGGCCGAGGUGUGGAGAAUUCGUAUUGAAGCACUGCCCUCGCUUGCCUCCCGUCGCCGUGGCCGAGCUAGACGGCCAGGACAGAGCUGAGAGGAGGUCUGCACAGCAUGCAGGCCGCACGCAGGUGGUAGCCGCUGAACCCGCCCUCCGCUUUGACGGAAGACCCGUCGGCGCGCCGCCGAGCUAAACUGCUGUGCUGCGGCGUGUACAGUCAAAUUUGAUUCUGCC